GUCAGUUUACUCAGACACAGAGUUUAUCUGAAAGCCACCGACGUCAAAGUGGAAUUUGCUUAUUUCCACUCGAGCUGCAUGUGCACAACAGAGCGACAUGAGCAAACACUGGGCAGCGGUUCUACUCGUCCUGAUUCAGCUUCACCGCUGUGAUUGCUGUCCUGAUCUGUGCCAGUGCUUCUCGGCUGCCAAGGUCGUCUGCUCUGACGAGUCCAUGAAAACUUUGCCUGUCAACAUCUCAGCGCAGGUGAGAGAACUGAUUGUAGUAACGUCGGGCGUCGCGCUUUUGGACGGUCGUUCCUUCAGAGAGAACCUCAGACUUACUAAGCUGGUCGUUCUCAACAGCCUCGUGAAAAAGAUCUGUCACAACGCCUUCGACCGUCUGCAGGAGCUGCAGGAGCUGGAAAUCAGUGGAAACCAUCAUUGGUUGACUUUUGACCCACGGACCUUCGGCUCGCUGACCAACCUUACAAGACUGUUACUCAACAACAAUAAGAUCGGUGCUCUGGGCGCUGGCAUUUUUGACUCUUUGCACAAACUGGAAACGUUGCAGUUGAGGGGGAACGGCUUGUCUUAUCUGCCCAGCCUUCUCUUCCAUCGUCUCCACAAACUGCAGGAGCUCGACCUGUCCUUCAACCUCAUCAGCUCCGUCUCAGCAGAUGUUUUCCAGAACAACUCUCUCCUGAGAACGCUCUCGCUGCAGACCAACUCCAUCUCACAGCUUCCGGCAGGGAUCUUCACUCACCUGGAUCACCUGGAGGAGCUGAAUCUCCGAAGCAAUCCCAUAAGCAACCUAAGCGCUGAGACGUUCCCAUCCGGUUUGCGGAAGCUGAUCCUCAAGAAGAACGCGCUGGCGCAGCUGCCCCGCACCAUCUUCCACAAACUGCAUCACAUUACGUAUCUGGACUUGUCUCAGAAUCAGCUCUCUGAGGUCCCUUCGGAUCUCUUUCAGAACCUCAUCUCGCUGAAAAAACUGGAUCUGUCCGAGAACCGGAUUACGGCAUUGCCCAGCACUGUCUUCAAGGGGCUGUUUAGUAUAAAAGCCCUCCAUCUGCAGAAAAACAAACUGAGCUCCCUGGAAGCGAACCUGCUGAAGGAUCAGCAUGACAUGGAGCAGCUCUACUUGUCCAUGAACAAUCUGCAGAGCAUCCCGCACGGCUUCUUCGAUGACCUGGACUUCCAGUGUGUCGUCCAGCUUCACGGGAACCCCUGGCGCUGUGACUGCGGCUUACAGUACUUCUUUGACUGGCUGAGUUACAGCGACAGGAACGUGGAGGAUCUGACGAGGGUUUCCUGUGGAGCUCCUGAGGUUAUUCGAGGACGCCGCGUGGUGUCUGUGGACAAGGAGCAGCUCGUCUGCGUGAAAAACUCCAGCUCUGAGUUUCACGGCUCCUCCGUCCCAAACGUUACCGAGAUCCCGGUCGAUGGCAGCGAUGAUGGUGCGAUUCGUUGCUCGCUCCGAGAAGUGAAAGGCACGGCAUCCAUUCAGUGCAAAGUCACUAAAUGCACCAACGUGAAGUUUCAGGCCCUUUUUCAAUCUGACGAUGGAAAUGAACAGGAGAGUUUCCUAAGGGAGUGGUCGGUGCCUGCGGGAUGCUCCAACGGGACUGUCUAGGGCUUUUAUUUAACAGUACAUCUUGUACAGAACCCUUAAUGAGUUUCUGCUUUAGUUGUUCAAAUAUUUUGUGGAUUUUUUCUUCAAAAUGUGAUAAUUCACUCUCAGAAAAAAUGUGUCCCUUAAGGGAUUGCUCCACUUCCAGAAUAAAAAUUUCUUGAUAAUUUACUCACCCCCAUGUCAUCCAAAAUGUUCUUAUCUUUCUUUCUUCAGUCACAAAGGAAUUACGUUUUUUUGAGGAAAACAUAUCAGGAUUUUUCUCCAUGUAGUGGACUUUCUUUGGUGCUCAACGGACUGAAGGUUUCAGUGCAGCUUUAAAAGGCUCUACAUGAUCCCAGCUGAGGAAUAAGGGUGAAAUGAUUAUUUUCUGAAAAAAAUAAAAAUGUAUAUCAUUUUUAACCUCAAAUGCUUGUCUAGUUCUGUGAUGCGCAUGCGUACUCUGUGCACUCCGGUUCAAGACAGGUAGGGUAUGUCGAAAAACUCCCAUCUCAUCUUCUCCUCCAACUUCAAACUCGUCCUACAUAUGAAUAUCUUGGAUGACAUAAGGGUGAGUAAAUUAUCAGGAAAUGUUUAUUCUGGAAGUGGAGUAAUCCUUUAAGAGCAGGGGUGUCCAAUGCUUUUCCUGGAGGGCCAAUGUCCUGCAGAGUUUAACUCCAAUCUGCCCCAACACACUUGCCCGGACGUUUCUAGUAAUCCAAAGGCCUUGAUUAGCAGGUUCAGGUGUGCUUAAAUUGUACUGGAGCUCAGCUCUGCAGGUCCAUGGCCCUCCAGGAGCAGGACUGGACAAUCCUAUUUUAGGGGUACAACAGCUUGUCACUGGGGCAGCUUUGUACCUUACUUAACCCUAAAGGUGCAUACCCUAGAGCAGUGCUUCUCAGGCCUGUCCUGACGACCCCUACACCACUGCACAUUUUGUAGGCCUCCCUCACCAGAAACACCCAAUUCAAGUCUUGCAUUCUCUGCUAAUGAGCCGGUGAGCUGAAUGAAGUGUGUUAGAUGAGGGAGACAUACAAAAUGUGCACUUCUUGGGGGGUCGGCAGGACAGGUUUGAGACGUGCUGCUUUAGAGUAAUAGUAUGUACCCUUAAGGUGCUACCAAAUACCUUUUAGGGUUAAAUAAGGGCGUCCCUAUAAGGCUACUGCCCCCAUGACAAGCUGUUGUACCCCUAAUGGUAAAGAACCCUUGAUGAGCUUCUGCUUUAGUUUACUUGUGGAGUAUUAUUUUUCAAUCAGUUCAUAAAGCACUCUCUGAAAAAAAUGUGCUAAAAUGUACCUUUAGGGGUAAAAAACAGGUUGUCAGUGGGGCAGAAACCUUGAAGGGACAUGUAACCAAAAAUUACAAUUUGAUGAAAAUGUACAUAUCCUUAGGCCAUCAAAGAUUAGGAUGAGUUUGUUUGUUCAUGAGAUUUGUAGAAAUGUGUCAUUCCAUCAGUGUCUCACCAAUGGAUCCUCUGCAGUGAAUGGGUGCCGUCAGAAUGAGAGUCCAAACAGCUGAUAAAAACAUCAUAAUAAUCCACAAGUAAUCCACACCACUCCAGUCCAUCAGUAAACAUUUUGUGAAGACAAAAGCUGAAACAAAUCCAUCAUUAAGACGUUUGUAACUAAAAUAUGAGUCCAUAAUCCAUAAUAACACCUCCUCCAGUGAAAAAGUCUCUCAUCAAAAUCCAGCCACAUAUUUGUUUAGAGCCGUUUUGGCUUGUAAACGGUGCUUGAUCUGUGCAGAUUUCUCUCCUGAUUCAGACCAGACCACUUUUUCACUGGAGGAAUCGUUAUUAUGGAUUAUGGACUCUAUGAUAGAUUUGUUUCAGCUUUUGUCUUCUCAAGACAUUAACUGAUGGACUGGAGUGGUGUGGAUUACUUGUGGAUUAUUGUGAUGUUUUUAUCAGCUGUUUGGACUCUCAUUCUGACGACACCCAUUCACUACAGAAGAUCCCUUGGUGAGACAGUGAUGAGAUGACACAUUUUUUACAAAUCUGAUGAACAAACAAACUCAUCCUCAUGGUUCUGCCUCGACAUACUGUCCCAGAACACUUUGAUGUCGAGCUGAUUGUGUUCAGUUGUGUAUGUUAAUGACUAAGCCAUGCGUAGGCCAGACUCAUCGGUGGAGAAGUGUGCCGGAUGAAUCAAUGAGAGAUAAGAGAGGUGGAUGAACUUGUCUUGUGGUGGUCAAAGUACAGUCAAGAGACUGAACCACAACACAGUGUUUCAACAAGCCGAACGAUUCAUUUCAUCUGUUGAAAUAUCCAGUAAAUGUGCCGGUGUUCAAUGGAUGACCCUGCACAGCCCCGACGUGUGCUUGCAGUUGCAUUCAUACAACUGUUUCAUAAAGCAAUAAAUAAUCAUAUGCCACUAUA
Molecule: messenger RNA, 3968 nt
Organism: Labeo rohita (rohu)
Lineage: Eukaryota; Metazoa; Chordata; Actinopteri; Cypriniformes; Cyprinidae
Product: carboxypeptidase N subunit 2
Exons: 2
Coding region: 98-1615 (505 amino acids)
Cellular component (GO): extracellular matrix
Molecular function (GO): protein binding
Source: RefSeq, a predicted model, not a curated record